Molecule: messenger RNA, 1173 nt
Organism: Drosophila montana
Lineage: Eukaryota; Metazoa; Arthropoda; Insecta; Diptera; Drosophilidae
Gene: Aven
Product: Apoptosis and caspase activation inhibitor
Exons: 2
Coding region: 146-1057 (303 amino acids)
Biological process (GO): negative regulation of G2/M transition of mitotic cell cycle
Source: RefSeq, a predicted model, not a curated record
GUUUCACUCACACUUACAGGCGGGUCCCGGCACAGCUGUGCGCGCUGCCACAGCAACAAUACAUUGAGACGUAAACAAACGAUUUUUGAAUUUUUAUUUCUUUGCCCAACGCACACACACACACACAUACCGCAAGUAGGCCAAAAUGUACGGCAAGGACGAUCGAUCCAAGGACAAUCGCAAGAAUAUGAAGCAGCAUAAAUAUUACCACAAGCAACAGCAACAACAACAACAACAGCAACAGCAGCAGCAACCGCAGCGUGGCGGCAACACAUCCUCCAGCUCCCCACAAACAACGGCGGUACGCAGCAUUGUGGAUGUGGCCGAUUCCAGCGAUGAGCCGCGCUUCGCACGCAAGGGCUGGUCGAGCGGCACCCGCUCGCUGGCACCGCAGAAGAACCGCGAUAUGCUCGACACACUGCCGCCAACGGACACAGACGAUGUGGAGCAGCUGGUCGAUGGCACGCCCAUUGAUGAGAAUGCGCGCGCCCAGCUGCGGGCCGGCGACUACAAGCAGAUGUCGCAGUUUCCCAGCAUGGGCGGCGGCCAUUUCAGCUUUGGCGCCGAGAAGGAAUGGAAUAACAUAGCCGAAGGCCAGACCCAGCUGCACACAAAGGCGGCCAGCAGUUACUUUACGCUAAAUCUCAGUCUGCUCAACUGUGGCCUGCAAACCAUUCCGUUCUACAAGCGCAUGGACUACUCGACCAGCAUGUUCACGCGCCAGCAGAUUGUGGCCCAAAACGAAGCAGCUGAGCGCGCCGAGCGCAUAUACCAGGAGCGUGUGCUACGCGAAUCGAAUGGCAUUGGCAGCGCCGGCAAAUCCCGUGCGCCCUCUGCCAAGUCCGCAAAGCAGGUGCAGCCGGCGACGGGCGCUGCAACAGAUGCGCCCGAUGAGCUGGACGAGCUGCUGGCGCUGACCGAUACGCAGCUGGCGCAGACCACCAUCGCCUCGGGCCAAACACUGCCAAUUGCCUCGCCGGUGGUGCAGCCGGCGACGCCAACGAGUGCCGGCAAAAACGAUGUGGAGCAGUGGCUGGACAGCGUGCUGGAUGAGUGAGCCACCAAAGGCAACGAGAGCUAAACUCCAAACGCAUUUUCUAUCCAAUCCUAUCGACGUAUAUGAUGUAUGCUUAAAGCGCUUCUUUAAUUAAUUAAAUUGCUUAAAUAAUCAAA